AUGUUCCUGAGAUACCGUCCCCGGCUGCUGCAGCUGGCGACGCAGCUCUGCGGGGGCGGACUGCGGCCGGACGUGGGGGCGGAGACGCGCCGCCGCUACCGCCAGCGCGGCCGCGAGGUCUUCCUCUACCUGCAGGCGAUACUGAGCGUGCCGACACUGCUGUGGUCGCUGCAGCCGCUGCUGGUGCCGCCUGGUGGCAGCGCCGCGACCCUCUCCAACGUGACGGAGCCUGCGUUCAGCCGCAGUACGCCGCUGCCCAUGUGGCUGCCGCCGGCGCUGCAGAGUUCACCCGCCUACGAGAUGGUGUACGGGCUGCAGGUAUUCUCCAUGCUGGUGGUCCUGCAGACCUCCGUCUUCACUGGCAUCUUCUUCCUCGUCCUCAUGCUCAGCAUCGCUGCCGAGCUGCACGUGCUCAACGACAGCAUUGCCGGGAACAGUGGGCAGGUGUCGAGCUCUCCCAGGCGACAACACAGUUUGUCCACGAUGAAAAGCCACCGUGCUUCUGAAGUAGAUGCUGCAAACUAUGGCGCAGUCACCAGUUUUGAGAGAAGUCACUUGCAGCGACAGAUGUAUUGCGACUUGGCGAACAACAUUCGCCAUCAUCAGUUGAUUAUAAGAUGUGUCAAGGAACUGGAGGCUAUAAUGAACCUACCCAUCUUCGUUCUUUUGUUUCUACACAUGGUGAACAUCUGCGCACAGAUCUUCGUAACCUCUCUCCUGUUGCAGAAGGACAAUGACUCGACAACGCUUUUCAAGGUGUUGUUCACGCUGCCGAUUUAUCUGUAUGAGACUGGACUUUAUUGCGUGUUUGGUCAAAUCAUUAUCGACCAGAGCGACCGGCUGUCCAGCUCGGCCUACAGCGGCACCUGGCUGCAGGGCGACGUGCGUCUUCGGAGGGCGCUGCUGCUGCUGACGUCACGUGCCGUCCACCCCCUCACUCUAACCGUGGGCAAGACCUACACGCUCUCCAGGCACACCUUUCUCCAGAUUCUUAAUGGCUCGUACUCUCUCUUCAACAUGCUGUAUCAAGUGCAAGGGAACAAGUGAAGGAUGUAAUCUGGAAGAAUACACAUUGUCGUAAUGGACCUACCCUCAGCUCGUAAAAUAUAAAAAGACAACCACAUUACUAGAAAAUGCAUGCACAACCACCAGCAGGUUGGGGGCAGCCUCCGGAAGGUCAUAGUGCCAAUCAAAACCAUAGUUCUCUGUCAAGAUUUUAAGCUAUACCUUCUUGCUUCAAUGCUUCGAUUAUUUAU
Molecule: messenger RNA, 1256 nt
Organism: Schistocerca cancellata (South American locust)
Lineage: Eukaryota; Metazoa; Arthropoda; Insecta; Orthoptera; Acrididae
Exons: 6
Coding region: 1-1047 (348 amino acids)
Biological process (GO): detection of chemical stimulus involved in sensory perception of smell; sensory perception of smell
Cellular component (GO): plasma membrane
Molecular function (GO): olfactory receptor activity; odorant binding
Source: RefSeq, a predicted model, not a curated record